Zingiber officinale is the source of this 1594-nucleotide messenger RNA. Its product is annotated as syntaxin-22-like. Gene Ontology annotation, molecular function: SNARE binding; SNAP receptor activity. Gene Ontology annotation, cellular component: endomembrane system; membrane; SNARE complex. The transcript has 7 exons. Gene Ontology annotation, biological process: vesicle-mediated transport; intracellular protein transport; vesicle fusion. Bases 313 to 1134 code for a protein of 273 amino acids. The record is from RefSeq and is a predicted model, not a curated record. NCBI's taxonomy places the organism in Eukaryota, Viridiplantae, Streptophyta, Magnoliopsida, Zingiberales, Zingiberaceae.
UGGUCGGCCUUGUCGAUCGCUUUACUGUUCUUGGUUUGUUUCCUUUUUCAUUGUUUUCUUCCCAAUUUUGGUUUCUUCGCUUUGGCCUCUUCGCCUCCCAAUCUCCCUUCUUCCCGAUCCCUAUAUUCCUUCAUUGUCUCUCGAUCAAGCCAGGUUCUGAUCUUGUGGCUUCUUCUAUUUCGCACGCGAAUUCCCAACCGUCUUUCGGGGGAUCGGUCUCGUAUUCCUUCGAUUGGCUUUUGUUUUUUUUUUUUUGGUUCGAACUUGCUUCAGCGGGCCUCUCUCUCUCUGGUUGGAAUUGAGGGAGACAGAAUGAGCUUCCAGGAUCUGGAUACAGGGCGACCGCUCGCCGGCCGGCGGGAUCUGACGAACGGAAGGCAGGAUCAGACGCAGGCUGUCGCCGCGGGGCUGUUCCAGAUCACCACGGCCGUUCGCAACUUCGAGCGCCUCGUCAACACGAUCGGCACCCCCAAGGACACCCCCCAGCUACGCGAUAAGCUGAAUAACUCUAGAUUACAAAUUUCACAAUUAGUUAAAGACACUUCUGCAAAACUUAAACUAGCUAGUGAAACAGAUCAUCGUGUUGAAGUCAGUGCGAGUAAAAAGGUUGCUGAUGCAAAACUUGCAAAGGAUUUUCAAAAUAUCUUGAAGGAGUUCCAGAAAUUUCAGAGGCUGGCUGCUGAGAGGGAGACUGCAUUUGCCCCAUUGGCUCCAGAAGCAAAUUUCCCUCAAAGCUAUGAUGCAACUGAAGCUGACUCUGGUUCUAGCAAAACUCGCGAACAGCGUGCUCUGCUUGCAGAUUCUAGAAGGCAAGAGUUGUUGUUGUUGGAUAAUGAGAUUGUUUUUAAUGAGGCAAUCAUCGAGGAGAGAGAACAGGGCAUUCAAGAAAUUCAGCAGCAGAUUGGUCAGGUGAAUGAAAUCUUCAAGGACCUUGCUGUGCUGGUUAAUGAUCAAGGAAUUGUAAUUGAUGAUAUCAACUCCCACAUCGAGAGUUCUCAUGCAGCAACUUUACAAGCAAAAUCUCAGCUUAAAAAGGCAGAAAAAACCCAAAAGUCAAAUUCGUCCCUCAUGUGCCUGCUUUUGGUGAUUUUUGGCAUUAUCCUACUCAUUGUGAUAAUAAUCAUCGCAGCAUGAUCUGAGAUUGUAGUGCACUUCAGUCAAUUCUGGCCCUUUGAGUUAAUGGUUUGAUCAGACUCAACUCUAAUAUCAUCCCACUGGUCUUCUAAAGCUGCAGCCUUGGCAGAGUUUAUGAUAUGACAUUGAAGUGUAUAUAACAAUUUGCAACUUGAGUUCUUUGUGUGCGCUUUCUGUUGCAUUUGCUUCCAGGUGUUGAGGUGCUUCUUUUUAUCCAUCGACGCAGUUCACUCCGGUGUUCGCGUUGUUGAUAAUCAAGGGGUUUAACUGGAAUUUUUUGUAUGUAAAGUUUGUUCUAACAUGCUAUUCCAACUUCCAAUUCAUUAUGAAAUUGUUUAUCUAUUUGUUGCUUGUGUAUAUUAUAGAAAUGGUGUCAGCAGAUCGAAGAUGUAACAUUUGUUGUAAUGCGUUCACUUGCAUUCGUGCAUAAGUGAAUCACGAGGAAGCCAAAAGUUUUGAA